CUGACCACGUGCUCGCCCUCGCCGUCUACCUGCUGGCGGUCGCCGCUGACCUCGCCACGCCGCAGCGCGCUCAUGACCGUUCAGUAUGUGUGGCGCACAGUGAGGGCGGGUCACGUGCGCGCUGCGUGCGCGGUGUGCCGCUCCUGCGCGCGUUCGCUGGCGGCGCGCUGUGUGACAACGCGCGCACAGUGGUCGCCGCAGUGCCCCCGCUGCACCGCCCACAGGCACGCCCACAUCUCUACCCCAGACACGCCCCCACGUAUCACUCCGAUAGUGAUACGGAAUGGGAGCCGUCAGAAUCAGAGGCGGGGCGAUUGCCUCCGCCCAACAAGUCCGUGUCUUUACCGGCAACUAGUACAGCUUUAGCUGUGCCUACCGCCAUGCAGAUGGCGCGAUUGGUACAUAGAAACUCAGUCCCUGACGACCAAUCAGACGCCGGCGGUGAUUCGACAGAAGUACGAGCAUUAGAGAGUGGAAGUGGAGAAAGUCAAGCCCUGGUGCUGCAGACACUGACCGACUCCGACAUGGACUCUGACAACCAAAUGACCUUAGCAAUACCCACACAGAGUGACCUGGACACACCUCCCGUGCCCAUUGAAUAUGACACAACGGACCCGUUGGAGACGCACUGGCAAGCGCUACCCGCGCCUCCCGCCGCGCCCUCUCCGCCCAUGCCCUCCUCCGCCGACACACAGAUGCAAGUACACAGUCAACCGGACGAAUCUAUUCCAGUGAACGAAUCCAUAAUAUCUUUACUGCUCAAACUGCACUCUCAACUGUCUGGACGACUGGACUCAUUUUCUUUGGAAGAACCAGCACCAGCGUCACAGGAACCUAUCGGCGACGGUCCGUAUUUCAUCGGUCAGGUGCUACGCAAGCUGGCUGCACUGGACGCGCGCUGUGCCGCCGCCGUGCAGCACGUACGUCGCACGCUGUGGCCACACCAGCGCGAGCGGCAGGCGGAGCAGCGAGCCAGAGAGCGUCGUGAGAAGGAGGAGCGUUCUCGACGUGCUCGCGAGCGCCAGCAAGCAGUGAUGCGGGAGUUCGCGCGUCGGCAACAGCAGUUCCUGUCGGCGAUGCGUGCGGAGGCGGGCGACGCCAUGGACUGGGAGGAUGAGCAGCCCGCGCGUGACUACGACUGCGUCAUCUGCAAUACCACCGCCCCCGCCACGCACCACGAUCCGAUCGGACUA
Molecule: messenger RNA, 1193 nt
Organism: Papilio xuthus (Asian swallowtail)
Lineage: Eukaryota; Metazoa; Arthropoda; Insecta; Lepidoptera; Papilionidae
Product: E3 ubiquitin-protein ligase UBR3-like
Exons: 9
Biological process (GO): ubiquitin-dependent protein catabolic process via the N-end rule pathway; protein ubiquitination
Cellular component (GO): cytoplasm; ubiquitin ligase complex
Molecular function (GO): ubiquitin protein ligase activity
Source: RefSeq, a predicted model, not a curated record